Messenger RNA from Cheilinus undulatus (humphead wrasse), 1618 nucleotides. RefSeq names its product trafficking regulator of GLUT4 (SLC2A4) 1a (gene trarg1a). Bases 476 to 1018 code for a protein of 180 amino acids. The record is from RefSeq and is a predicted model, not a curated record. Gene Ontology annotation, cellular component: membrane. NCBI's taxonomy places the organism in Eukaryota, Metazoa, Chordata, Actinopteri, Labriformes, Labridae. The transcript is spliced from 3 exons.
AAAAUAGAAACACUCAGACUAUUUUCUUGUUUACAGACUAAGUUAAAGGAGGAGUGGUUGGAGUCCUGACUGAAGGCGGGAAACAGCAGCUCUUCAGCUGAAUCGUGUCUACUUGGAUGUACCAGAGAGAGGAGGGAGGUUUCCCAUCACAGGUAGUUUGGAAAUGACUGGAUUUGAAUGGAGAGGAGAAAGGAUUCAGAAGAAAGAAUGAUAUCUGCAGGGAACACGCUGCUUACAGGUUUUAUUAUUUUCUUUUAGAGGUUCGAGCUACUACACUGAGGAAAAAAUUGUAGUCCUCCAUCACAGGUCGGCUAAAGUCCUCCAGGCAUAAUCAAAAACUUGGCCUCUUCUGUGUAACACCGCAAAACUUUAAUUCGGUUGUAUUAUGGGAUGCCAUUGGGUUAGUUUUAGUCAGUUUUAAAGAUCAUUUGUAAACAAUUCUUUGCUGAUUUGUUUUUUUAACUGGGACUUAAACAUGGCCAUCAACACGGACACUGACUUCCUAAAGUCUAACCUGGGUGAGGGUGGAGGUGGCACCCAACCCGGAGACCCCCACGAGACGGAGAAACUCCUGGCUUUGAGCACCGAGCCCGGGGGUAACGGUAUGAAGAUGUCCCCCUCCUUCACAGUCAACAUGGACACCGACCAGGGCCUGAAGCCCGACCAGAACGGCCACAGUGAGGGGUUGAAGACGGGCUCUGCCGGUCAGCUGGCUGCCUCCGCCCCCCUGUCCCCCUCCAAGGCCAGCCUCAGUCGCUCUUCCACUGGAAACGCCAUGGUGCACGAGGUCCCCAAACCCAAGGAUUACCUCAUCCUCGUCAUCAUGUCGUGUUUCUGCCCCGUGUGGCCCGUCAGCAUCGUGGCGCUGGUUUACUCCAUCAUGUCCAGAAACAGUCUCCAGGCAGGGGAUAUCGACGGGGCCAGGAGGUUGGGUCGACUGGCUCGUCUGCUCAGUAUCGUCGCCAUCAUACUGGGCGUUGUCGCCAUCGUAGUCUAUGUCUCAUAUUAUGUGAGCUAGUCACACAGAUGACCUGAGGGGAGAAACUGACAUGGAAAAGCCAGACAAUGGAUGCAACAAGGGGGGAAAAGGCCCAUUCAAUAAAAAAAAGAAAAAUGAAAGUACAAUACCAUAUUUUAUGACCACCUUCAGAAUGCCAAAAUAGGAAACUCAUGAGUGCAGGUACUGCAGCAAAAGAAAAAUCAUUCAGAGAUGCAUGCAUUAGAAUCCAGUAACAAUUGCUUGACAAUAAACCCGAUGUAGAAAUGUUCAGGUGAAAGCAGAAGAGAAAGUAAAAGCAGGUUUGAAUGUGGUCAGGAUCAUUCUGGGAGAAUGGACUUCUUAAAAUGAAGAGGGGAGUGGUUAAAAAGGGCAUUUUCUUUGUGAUGGAGCUGCUUUAAAAAUGCACCCUAGGUUUGGACUUCAACCUUUGGACAGCUGCAUAUAUCCCUCAUAUUAUUCCCUACUGAACCUCUUGCAUUCAAAACAUAUACCGCUACAAAUAUAUUUGAAACAUGAAUAUUGAGUAUAUAUAGAUGUACAUUUUAUAAAAUGUUUGUAUGCAAAGUGUUGCUGAGUUUGUUAAGACUGUCACAGUGGCUGCUCUGUCAGCAUCAGUGG